AAGAAGCCAAAUGGUUUGAGUGGUCCCAUCUGUGUAUGUCAUGUCAUGUGCACUGACAGAUCCCGCCCAUUCGUCAUGCCAUGACUGACUGCGGCCUGAGGCCGGUAGGCUUACUGACUGCCACACACACACACACACACGUCAAUCAACCAAGCAAGCAGCCAACCGACCAACCAGCCAAGACCCAGCAGCAACCACCCAACCACCACAACCACAUCAACAACAGCAAGUGUGCUGUACCAGGAAAAACACGCCAUCCAUUUCCCUCCCUCCCUCCCUCCCUCCCUCCCUCCACGCGCAACGCGACAAUCCACCCCAUCCCUCGCUCAGAGCACGCGAGGCUUCCUCAUCAUCGGAAUGUCGUCCGCAUCCGACCCGAGGCUCUCCUCGGGAUCAACAAUCUUGAUCCGCCUGAACCACACAGCAACAAACGAAUCACAUGCACCGAUCUCGCCUGUCAGUCGGGUGGGUCGGGUCGGCAACUCUGCUUACUGAGGCGGCCUCUCGGGCAGGCCCAUCUGCUGUCGUCGCAGCUUGUAGAGGAACUCUCUGUACGCCUCGGUCCUUGCGUACGCGCCGCUCGAGGCCGCCUCGGGCAGCCGCUCAACAUAUCCCCUGGCGAACUUCUCGUAGUUGUUGCUCUGGUAGUUGUCGAACCAGUCCGCAGACACAUAGGAAAAGAAGACGCCGAUCCCGAGGAGCGUGCUCAUUAUCCACAUGGUCUGCUUCGGCGUGCGUGGAGCGCCGAGGAAGUUGGGGAAGAAGCGGUAGCUGGGACGCUCGGGAUCAAACUUGCGCCACGAGUCCAUCUUGGCGGCUGGGCGAAGCCGCCAGGAACUCAGGCGGUGGCAGUCUUCGGUGGUGGUGGUUAAGGGUAAGAUUUGGCAGUCUUCUG
This is a messenger RNA of Vitrella brassicaformis, 895 nucleotides long. Lineage: Eukaryota; Vitrellaceae. The record is from the annotation of a GenBank genome assembly.